Messenger RNA from Scophthalmus maximus (turbot), 1866 nucleotides. Its product is annotated as dimethylaniline monooxygenase [N-oxide-forming] 3. Gene Ontology annotation, molecular function: NADP binding; flavin adenine dinucleotide binding; N,N-dimethylaniline monooxygenase activity. Bases 262 to 1563 code for a protein of 433 amino acids. NCBI's taxonomy places the organism in Eukaryota, Metazoa, Chordata, Actinopteri, Pleuronectiformes, Scophthalmidae. The transcript is spliced from 9 exons. The record is from RefSeq and is a predicted model, not a curated record.
UUAACGGUUCGUGUUUACCUCGUCGAUGAUGAUCAUCGGGAUUUUAAUGGAAAUAUCGAUUCAGACGAUCAAUGAUAUUUGAGAUUGAUGUUUUAUUUUCCCAGAGUCAAACACUCGAACGUUUUGUGUUUGUCAAACCGAGCCAUUUCUAAAAAGUGAAUUAAAUGAACAGUUGAAUCUUCGCGGGUCAAAGUCCGGACCGACUCGGUUCAAGAUGGAGAUGCUACAUGGUAAAGACAUCAGCACUCUCUCUCUGUCACAAUGAGGAUGAUGCUGCGCCGGGUGGCAGUGGUCGGGGCCGGAGCAGCGGGACUCUGCGCCGCCAGACACGUCCUGUCCCGUCCAAACAGCUUCGCCCAUCCAGUGGUGUUCGAGCUCAGCGACAACAUUGGCGGCACCUGGUGUUACGAGGAAUGUGUCGGCGCGCACGACAACGGACGACCGGUUCACAGCAGCAUGUACAGAGACCUCAGGACCAACCUGCCCAAAGAGGUGAUGAUGUUCCCAGAGUUCCCCUUUGACCCUCAGCUGAGCAGCUUCCUGCCCCAUCAGGAGGUUCAGAAGUACCUGGAGAGAUACUGCCAGAGCCACAACAUCCGGCCCCACAUCAGGUUCAACACUGUGGUGGACAACGUGAAACCCGUUGUCGUGACGACAGAGGACGGGGCCGAGGAGACAACGUGGGAGGUGACAUCAUCUGAUGCGUCAGGUCGUCAGCAGACCGCAACCUUCGACUCUGUGUUUGUUUGCUCGGGGCACUACUCCGACCCACACAUCCCGAAGGUACCAGGGAUACAGAACUUCAAAGGAAAGGUUCUCCACAGUCACUCGUACCGGUUCGCAGAGAUGUUCUCGGGUCAGUCCGUGGUGGUUCUGGGAGCCAAAGCUUCAGGAUUGGACAUUUCCAUCGAACUGGCUAAAGCUGGUGCAAAGGUGACUCUGAGUCAUGGUCGUCCUCAGCUCACCUUCCCUCUGCCCUCCGAGAUUCGACAGUCCUGUCCGGUGGCGGCGAUCGAGGACGACGGCAGCAUUCGCUUCCAGGACGGCUCGCUGGGCCGCGCCGACGUCCUGAUGUUCUGCACCGGCUACAACUUCAAGUACCCGUUCCUGGACGCGGAGCAGGUGGGCCUGGAAAUCCAGCACCACAUGGUGUCACCGCUGUACCGCUUCUUGAUGCCCCCUGCCUUCCCCUCGCUCGUCUUCAUUGGCAUCUGCAAGAUGAUCUGCCCCUUCCCCAACUUCGACUGCCAGGUCCAGUUCGCUCUGGCCGUGUUGGACGGUUCCGUCACUUUGCCAUCUCGGGCUGAGAUGGAGGACGAGGUCCGGCGGGAGCUGCAGGAAAAGGUGGAGCGCGGAGUCGAGCAGCGCCACCUGCUGGUCAUGGAUAAGGAUCAGUGGGAGUACCUCCGAGCGCUGGCUCACACCGCCGGGUUCCCGCCGCUGCCUCCAGUCGUACGCGACCUGUAUGUCGAGGUGUGGCGACAGCGACAGGUUCACCCCGAGAACUACCGGCGGCUCAACUACAGGCUGGUCAGUGACACUGAGUGGGAGCUGAUCGAGUGACUGAUGGAGACGUUUGAUAAACUUUACAAAAGGUUUGUCAGCAGCUGCUGGACGAUCGUUCCUCAGACAUUCCUGGUCCCCAGAGGAUGAAUCAUGUUCAUCACGUCCUCUGACCUUUCCUCCGGAACACAGACUGUAAAUAUUCGUUCUUAUUAAUGUCUCAUAACUGAUCAUGAAAUCAUUAGUAAACUGAUGUAUUGAUAAAUUCAUUGAUUACACCGUAUAUCCACUCCAUCAUGGUGCCUUAUCAGGACGUUGUGUCCGACAAUGUGCAGCUUGUGUAAUAAACUCAACUGAAUCUCA